This is a messenger RNA of Ylistrum balloti, 1583 nucleotides long. RefSeq lists its product as uncharacterized. The coding region runs from base 1 to 1572 and encodes 523 amino acids. The record is from RefSeq and is a predicted model, not a curated record. The transcript has a single exon. Lineage: Eukaryota; Metazoa; Mollusca; Bivalvia; Pectinida; Pectinidae.
AUGGGUUCAAACUUGAGCGUGCCCGACGUGCGGGAAGUUAACAGAGAAGUCGAUAGAAUAUGGCGUCAAGGCGAAGUACGAGGUGUUACAUCAAACUACGAGAAAGUAGGAAGUCAUUUCAAUGACUGGCGAAUGCCUGUCUCAAAAUAUGCAAGAAAUGAAUUUUAUCUCGCUGAAAGAUUAAAAGAGAACGAUUACAUUGGAGAAUACGAAGUAUCAACCCAGCUUUGGCAAAAAUCAUGCGGGGUUGUGGACGAGAUCACGCAAUUAUUUCAGAAGACGCUCAAUAUAGUAACUUCUAGGAAAUACCCUUGCCUUAUCUUUGAAGACUUUGUGAAACAAGGUAAUUCACGAGAGGGCUUGAAAAUUCGUUAUCCUGACGAAUUUGAUAUGAUUCUUCCAUUCAGCAUUGACGGAGUUAGUGUGGAGGCUGUUCCAGCUCUUGAUAACGGCGGGGAACCGAUCCCAGCACUUGUGAAACUCCGUGUGUCAAAUGAUUCACACAGAGCAAAGGUCAUGUAUGAGGAUCAUUACCACACGCUCAGAAGGGAAGAAAUCUUUGAAACACGUGGCUCCGAUGUGUUCCUAAACGCGAGGUACUUACAGACACGAGUAGUAUUAUCAAUCAUGGAUACUGCGAUUGCAGAGAUAAAGAAAGCAAUCGCCGAAGAGAUGCCACAUGAAAGUUGUUCUUUCACUCUCUGUAAAGCUAGUGUGUUUCCACCAACGUACAGAUUCAAAAUAAUCAUGAAUAGCGAUGCUGAUUUUGAUGAACUCUCUCACAUUCGAAAUACAUUUCGUCGCUUGCAAGAUGACCGCGUUCAAAGCAGGGAUUAUCUUUGUGCACAAAGCUCAAGUCAAGAAUGGAACCAAGAAAGAAAAAUAAUCGAAUUUGACAUCGUUCCAGGGUUUCUCCUUCAAACAGAUUUAGUUCCUAAUCCGGACUCUUGGAUUCCAAUGACAUGUGACAGAUACGCUGUUAUGAAAUGGAUCCAUAAAGAACGUUAUGCAGAUGAUUAUCCUAGCCCUGACUUGCUCUGGAGGGAAAGCACAUGCGGAUACGAGAAACAUAUCAUCGAUAUUAGCUGUAGAAACGAAAGGUACCUCUACAUCCUCACAGCUUGUAGGGUUUUAAAGGCUUACAUAGACGGCUCUAGCGGCUGUUCACAGCUUUCAAGUCUCCUGUCGUCUUACCACUUGAAGAACAUUGCGAUCCACUGCAUUCUUCUGCAGAUUAAUGUUUCCAGCGUAAAGGAAGCUUUGGGCUACUUCAUGAUUUUUCUGGAGAUAGGCCUUGAAAAGGAGUUCUUGCCACACUAUUUUUACGGUAAUUCAAAUAUCGCUGAUAUGUUUUCAAUGCUCUCACCAAAGAUCGGCAGUAAACGUCUCAAUCUGCUGAAACAUAUCCCAGGAGACCAUUUUGUACAGGCUCGGCUUUCUCUAGGACGGAUGCAAACUGACUUGCGCCCACUUUACGCCGAAAGCUUUGAACUUUGUAACCGUACGAAGAUAGAUUCUUUCAGAGAACUCUGCUCUCUGUAUGAUGAAAGCGGUAAAUGCAUUUUGAUGUAAAAAUCUACAGA